AUGCUCAAGCCCUCCUCGCUCCCCGGAGCAGAAAGGCCAGGGUCCCCGCCAUGGUGUGCGGCGAGCGGGGGGAAAGGGCACGAACAAAAUACAGGACGAGGAGAAGCCGUGGGUUCCGAACUUUAUUGCACAAAGAGAGCGGCGAAGAGCGGGUCCGCCGCCGCCGCGCUGCUCCGCGGGCAGGGCAGGCACCGGGGCCGCCGGGAAGGCGGGCACCUUCACCUCCGCUGCCCUCCGCGGCCGCCGGCCUCCGCCGCCACCCCCCGCGGGCGCUCGGCGGCGCAGCCGGGAGGACGGCCGGGCCGGCCGGGGGCGAGGCGGGCGGCGCGGGGGGCAGCGGCGCCAGCCCAGAUCGGGCCGGGCGGGCGGCCUCCCCCGGGGCGGCUCCCGGCUCCCGGCUCCCGGCUCCGCGCCCGGCCCGAUGGUGGCGGUGGCAGCGGCGGCGGGAACGCGGGCGCCAGCUCGCUGCGGCCGGCCGGCCGCCCGCCCGCACGCCGCCCGGUCCCCGGCUGCCACCCCGCCCGCAGCCCGCCGCCCCCCGCCAUGAGCGCCGCCGCUGGCUGCAGGCAGAGUCGCUGCCGCCCGGCCGCCGCUGGCUCCAGUCCGCCGCCAUUAUUCUUUGUUCGCUGCGAGCGGCGGCGAGGUUGUGGGGCUCGGGCGGAGGCUCCAUCUUUGCCGCGGCCCCUCCUGCGAGGGGAAGGCCCGGAGCGCGGGUGUCCGGCGCCUCCCCGUCCCCCCUCGGUCCCCCCGGCUCUCUCGGGCUCCUGCCUCCUCCUCCUGCUCCUCUUACCGGUGGUACAAGCUCCUCCGUCACUGCUUUCGUUCGCGGCCCGGAUCUCGCUGGAGUUUUAUUCUCUCCCCCACGUAACACACCGCGUCAAACUACACCUCCGCCGCGUCACUCACCAACACUCCGCUUCUCCCAGCCGCCCGGGCCACAGGCAGCAGCAGCCGCCGCGGACUGAGGAGCCGCAGCCAGGGAGCCAGCCAGCGCCGCCCAGUGCCGAGUGCGCAGCGGCCGCGCACGGAAACAGCCGAGUCCGCCCGGAGGAGCUCGAGCGGCCCCGCCCCCCCGCGCUGGAGGCGGAACUUGCCGAAGCUCUUCGGUUUCCUUCGGGCGAGGCGCAGGGGUUCUCCCGGGAGGGAAGGCGAAGGUGGGCUGGGACCCGCGGUGGGGGGGAGGAGUGA
Messenger RNA from Myotis myotis, 1188 nucleotides. RefSeq names its product basic proline-rich protein-like. The transcript has a single exon. Lineage: Eukaryota; Metazoa; Chordata; Mammalia; Chiroptera; Vespertilionidae. The record is from RefSeq and is a predicted model, not a curated record. The coding region runs from base 1 to 1188 and encodes 395 amino acids.